Messenger RNA from Ilex paraguariensis (yerba mate), 849 nucleotides. NCBI's taxonomy places the organism in Eukaryota, Viridiplantae, Streptophyta, Magnoliopsida, Aquifoliales, Aquifoliaceae. The record is from the annotation of a GenBank genome assembly.
AUGGAAGGUAAGAGUGCAGGCCUUUGUAUCCCACUGGGCACAAAUAUAUGUUUGCAAUUCCCAGUCGAUUCCCGGAGGAGGAUUCAACCCCCACUUGGAGAAAAAUUCACUGGCAACGCCUUUGUUCUUGCUUCGGNAAAGCAAAUAUUAAAGCAAAAAGAUAGUUUCAGCAAGAGUGCAGGCCUUUGUAUCCCACUGGGCACAAAUAUAUGUUUGCAAUUCCUAGUCGAUUCCCGGAGGAGGAUUCAACCCCCACUUGGAGAAAAAUUCACUGGCAACGCCUUUGUUCUUGCUUCGGUGUCAUGUUUAGCCAAAGACCUACUAGAAGAACCUCUUCACACCACUAUUUUGAAGAUUCAGGCGGCAAAAGCUGUAAUCAUAGAUGAAUAUAUUAAACUAUAUGCAAAGGCACUUGAGUCUACGGAUAAGUUCUUCCCAUCUAUGCGAGAAUUGACAAUAGUAACAGACUGGUUGAAAUUUCCCUUCCAUGCACUUAAUUUUGGAUGGGGAAAGGUUUCUAGUGCAGCUCUUUUGGCAACUCCGGCGGCAAAAGCUGUAAUCAUAGAUGAAUAUAUUAAACUAUAUGCAAAGGCACUUGAGUCUACGGAUAAGUUCUUCCCAUCUAUGCGAGAAUUGACAAUAGUAACGGAUUGGUUGAAAUUUCCUUUCCAUGCACUUAAUUUUGGAUGGGGAAAGGUUUCUAGUGCAGCUCUUUUGGCAACUCCGGUACCGAAAACUGCUUUUUUUAUGUUAAACCUGGAAGAACCUGAUGGUUACUUGGUAAGAAUGGGAAUUGGAGCACAACAUGCGCAUAGUUUCAUGACAUACUUCAAAAACUCCAGCUACUAA